GCAUCUUCCUCUUCUCGCAACGCAACUCCUCAUUUUUCUCUUUUUUCUGAAAGAAAAAACUAACAAAGAAUCAGUUACAGCACUUGCACACCAAACAAAGAGCACAUUUCUUCUGUUCGAAACAAGCUCUAUAGGCAUUCCUGUAGAAAAGUAAAGACUAUAAAACGAUGCCGGAAGAGACCAAUUCCAUAGACUACGUAAUGGAGAAGGCCUCAGGUCCUCACUUCUCCGGCCUCCGUCUCGACGGUCUUCUCUCUUCUCCUCCUUCCUCCACUGCUUCUCCCUCUCACUGCUCCGCCACCGCCAGCUCUUCAGCCUUGUCCGACUCCAACGCUCCCAAUCAACCUUUCGUCAUUGGAGUUUCUGGUGGUACGGCAUCGGGCAAGACUACAGUAUGUGAUAUGAUCAUUCAACAGCUUCAUGAUCAUCGUGUUGUUCUUGUUAAUCAGGAUUCAUUUUAUCGUGGUUUGACGCCUGAAGAAUCGAAGCGAGUGCAUGAGUAUAAUUUUGAUCAUCCUGAUGCUUUUGAUACCGAGCAACUUUUAGACUGUAUUCAAAAGCUGAGAGGUGGACAAUCUUAUCAAGUUCCUAUCUAUGAUUUUAAGAAUCAUCGCAGAAGUUCGGAGAGCUUCAGGCAGGUAAAUGCUUCUGAUGUGAUUAUCCUAGAGGGGAUUCUGGUUUUCCAUGACCAGCGCGUCCGCAACCUGAUGAACAUGAAAAUUUUUGUUGAUACAGGUUUGAGUCCUUACCUAGUUGUAUUGGAGAUUGUGUGGUGCGUGUUUGUGUAUGAUCAGAAAGUUCAUGCCCUACAUAAGCACAUUAAAGUGCUAACUGAUGCUGAUGUCAGGCUUGCUCGUAGAAUAAGGCGUGACACAGUUGAGAGGGGGAGGGACAUAAACUCUGUUCUUGAACAGUAUGCUAAAUUUGUGAAGCCUGCUUUUGAUGAUUUUGUGUUGCCAUCAAAGAAGUAUGCUGAUGUGAUCAUCCCACGGGGGGGCGACAAUCAUGUUGCCAUUGAUUUAAUUGUGCAACAUAUCCACACAAAGUUAGGUCAACAUGAUCUGUGCAAAAUAUAUCCAAAUGUGCAUGUUAUUCAGUCAACUUUUCAGAUAAGAGGUAUGCAUACACUGAUUCGAGACAAGGAGAUAUCGAAGCAUGAUUUUGUAUUUUAUUCAGACCGACUUAUCCGUCUGGUUGUGGAACAUGGUUUGGGCCAUCUGCCAUUCACCGAGAAGCAAGUAGUGACGCCAACAGGAUCUGUUUACACUGGGGUUGACUUUUGCAAGAAAUUAUGUGGGGUCUCUAUUGUCCGAAGUGGAGAAAGCAUGGAAAAUGCACUGCGAGCAUGUUGCAAAGGAAUAAAAAUCGGAAAAAUUCUCAUCCACCGUGAUGGAGACAAUGGAAAACAGCUUAUAUAUGAGAAGCUCCCCAAGGAUAUUUCAGAACGGCAUGUCCUGCUUCUAGAUCCUGUUCUUGCUACAGGUAACUCUGCAAACCAAGCGAUAGAACUUCUCAUACAGAAAGGAGUUCCAGAAUCCCACAUUAUAUUCCUAAACCUAAUCUCUGCUCCUGAGGGUAUCCAUUGUGUUUGCAAAAGAUUCCCAUCCUUGAAAAUCGUCACUUCGGAGAUUGAUGUUGCGUUGAAUGAGGAGUUUCGUGUCAUACCAGGCAUGGGUGAGUUUGGCGACCGGUACUUUGGCACUGAUGAUUAGUAACAGAGUGACAAACAAGCAGAGGUAUGACAUAUGAGGCACAAUUGAAUGUUCCUUUCGAGUCGGGACUAAUAUCAAGAUGUAUUACGAGACUGGCUAGUCUCGAAUUUCUCACAUUAUGAGUUAUAUCUUGGACAAAGUAGUUAUGUUAAAAUGAAUAUUAAUCACAUGAUUUGCGCUGAUUGAUAAGAUCGCCUCCCCUAAAUAUUAUGAAAGGCUGGUUAAUGCAGAGAGUUGGGUAUCUUAUUUAUCUCA
This is a messenger RNA of Populus trichocarpa (black cottonwood), 1967 nucleotides long. RefSeq names its product uridine/cytidine kinase UKL1, chloroplastic. Gene Ontology annotation, cellular component: chloroplast; cytoplasm. The transcript is spliced from 14 exons. NCBI's taxonomy places the organism in Eukaryota, Viridiplantae, Streptophyta, Magnoliopsida, Malpighiales, Salicaceae. The record is from RefSeq and is a predicted model, not a curated record. Gene Ontology annotation, molecular function: ATP binding; kinase activity. The coding region runs from base 168 to 1712 and encodes 514 amino acids.